AUGAAGCCGACGGGCAAGAAGGCGCUGGCCGGCGGCGCGGCGGCCGGCAACGCCAGACGCGCGCCGGCGCCACUGGCGCCGGCGACAAGAAGGACGGCGGCGCCGGCAAGGCGACAAGAAGGAUGCGGCGGCCAAGCGGCGGCGACAAGAAGAGUCGCCAAGGGCGAGCGCGCGGGCGGCGGCGCGGGCAGGCGGAGCCCAGAGCGCGGGCUGGCCAAAGCCGGGCAGCGCGGCGCCACCAUGCGCGACGCCGCCAACAAGGGGCUGCUGCUGGCCAGAAGGGCGAGUGGCCCCGCCCGUCGACGCCGCCCUCAAAACCUGAAGCGCCUGGUGGCGACGGCGGCCGCCGCGGGCGACGACUCCCACGCGCAGCCGCUGGCGGGCGUCAUGGACCCGGCAAACGGGAUGACCCCGCUCAUGUACGCCGUGCGGGACAACCGCACCUCCAUCCUGGACCGCAUGAUCGACCUCGGCGCAGACGUGUGCGCGCGCAACAAUGACAACUUCAACGCGCUGCACAUCGCGGCGAUGCACUCGCGCGAGGACGUGGUGAAGCUGCUGCUGGCGAAGAAGGGCGUGGACGUGUACGCGGCGGGCGGGCCGCGCCAGCAAACGGCCGUGCACCUGGUGGCCAGCCGACAGACGGGCACCGCCACCUCCAUCCUGCGCCUGUUGCUCGCCUCGGCGGGCAAGGACAUCCGCCUGCAGCCCGACUCGAAAUCUCCUGUGACAAAUUAUCCGCGCGGCAUUGUCAAUUAUGUGAUAAAUCACCUGGACGUGCAUUUAUGUAUUAAUUUGCAUGUUAUAAAAAAACAUCCAUUUAUCGGUUUUCCUGUUCUAAAUACCGAUACAUCAUUUUCAACAUUACUAUGUGUACGUAAAGUAGAGACAAUAGCUUUCUUAUCUUCAUACAUUCGCUCUGCUGUUAACAAAAAAAUGCUCUCAGGUAAAUUAAAUACUAUAACAUCUUUCCUUUUAUCUAUGAUAGAGAAAUUCAGCUCCGGUCGCGGGCGGGGGCGGGGCGCGGCGGGGGGCGAGCGCGGGCGCGGCGCGGGCGAGCCGCGGCCAGUCCGAUGCCCACCCGCCGCCGCGGGCCGCAGCGACGGGCGCCGGGCGUCGCCGGCCGUCGCCGCGCCCGCGCCCGCCGCCCACGCCCGGCCCGCCCCGGCCGCCGACGCCACCGCCCGCGGCCCGCUGCCCGCGCCCCCAUGGUGA
Molecule: messenger RNA, 1215 nt
Organism: Gryllus bimaculatus (two-spotted cricket)
Lineage: Eukaryota; Metazoa; Arthropoda; Insecta; Orthoptera; Gryllidae
Source: the annotation of a GenBank genome assembly